CUCUAAAAACAGUCGAGCCGAAGAUGGCGACGUGCGAGUGGCGGUGUCGAUGCGGUGUUUGAGAGAAAGGACCAUGUUGUUGCCGCAGUGUUCGCAGUGUUUCCGUAAUCCGCGUUAAGUUCGGUGCAAAUGUAGGAAUGUCAGAAGCUAAAAGGGUACCUUUGCAGACCUUGGAGUUACCGGAGUCCUUGGGCUACGUCGCGAAAAAGGAGAAAAAAGGGGAAAAGGGCAAACAGCUCGCGCCCUCCUUCCGCUUUACACUUACCCUGCCAGAGUCGAACGAGAAGGCAUGUCCUGAGUUCAACUAUGCACAACUCCUCAAAGCAGCCGAGAAAAAACGUAGGAAGGAAUUAAAACGAGGAGAUGAAAAUGCAACCAAUGGACUGUCUUUUGAUGACGAUGACGAUGAUGAUAAACUACGAGACAUGGCAAGACGAUUUGAGGCGAAAUAUGGAACUUCUACCAUGGGCAAAAAAAGACAUAAAUAUGAGGAUUAUGUGGAUUUGGGAGCUGGAUAUGAUGAAAAUGAUUCUUUUAUCGACAAUACUGAUGCAUAUGAUGAAAUUGUACCAGAAGAGAUGACUACAGCACAUGGAGGCUUUUACAUCAAUUGUGGAGCUCUUGAAUUUAGAUCAGCUGAUAGACAUGUAUUAGUUCAUAAUAAUAAUAACAAUAAUCAGAGCAAUGAUGAAGAAAGCAGUGAAAGUAGUGAAGAGGAUACAGAAGAUGUGGAUAGCCCUAAAAGAUCAGACAAACGAAAUAUUAGUUCAUCGGAUGAGGAUGAUACUGAAGAUAUUACUGGUGAUCAACCAAGAAAAAAACAGAAGAUAGACGAAAAUGGGGAGAAGAAACAAACUCAUGAAAACAUUAUUAAAAAAAAGAAAAAGCAACAGAAUUCCCAAGAUCAGCAAAAUUUUCAACAAGAUGGAGACACCUUAAACAGACGGAAAGAGAAAGGAGAAACUACAGAUGCUGAAGUUUCAGAAGAUCAAGAAGACAAAAAGAAAUCUGAUAAAGUAGAUACACAAAAAACUAAAAAUACUUCGGAUAAAAAGUUUGAUAUAAAAAAAUGUGAAAAAAAGACCUCAAAUACUAAUGGUUUCGAUGGCAAAAAGUUAGAAUUAAAAAAAUUAGGUGGUAAGGAUAGUAACAUUGAUGAUGCAAUAGAGAGUGUAGUGAAUGCUGCAAGAGUUGAAGAUGAAUCAAGUAGAGAUACAACAGAUUCUGGCAAAUCUCGUUGUAUAGGUACUGAAUCUGAAUGUGAUGAUAUUGAUAAAGAAGAAGCACCAUUACCUGAUUCUCUUCCAGAAAAUGUUGUAGAAAUAGUUAAUAAGUUGAAGGCAUGUGCCGAAAACAGUAAAGAAGGAAAAACUAAAUUUUUCAAUACAACAGUAAAUACAUUAUUGUUAAGUUUAGAGAAAAGAUUGAGGGCGCUUUCGCCUCCAAGCUUGAGGCCACAAACGUACGGUCAUCUUGCACGAUUUUUACCAUGUAGUAAAGCAGCACUUCAAAAUAGAGCAAAGAAAUUAUUUGUGCAGGAUCUCGAUUACAAAGCCAGGGAUCUUAUACAAAGGUUAAAAACAGUAAUCGACGAAAUAAUGCCAUCUGUGAGAUGCAAAUAUGUAGAUGAGUGUAAAAAAGUUGCUGAAGGAAAUCUUCAUUUAUACUGGGAUAUAUAUCGGUACUGUUGGGAAGUAGAAGGGUCACCUGAAGAUGUUGAAAGUUCCGACGAUGAGGAUAUUUGUGAGGAUAUAGAUAAACCGAAAAUUCCUAAGAAACAAUUUCCUUGGACUGAAGAAGCAAAAAAACUUGUAUCUGAGAUUGCAAGUAUAAAAAGUCAUUGUUACAAUGUUUUAAGACCAAGAAAAUUAAGCAUGUAUACUUAUGUUGUAUCUUUCAUGGUUCGCCAAGUAUUACCAUUAUGGCCACCUGGAUACAUGACAGCGCAGGCGUUGCUGAAGUUUGUUGAUGAAGCUGAACCUACGACGAAAAAGAAAACAAAAAAACUGAAAGACGUUGGUAAUGGUAAUACCACUAAUUCUUCAGAAAAUGUGAUGUACAGCUCUACAAGAGUUGAAUCAUCAAGUAUAAGUGCCGCUUCUUCACAAGAAAAGGUCUCAGCGAAUGCAUCUAAAAUUCAGAACGUAACAGAAAAUUCUACUAGUUAUGUAAAACAAGGAACUACAAAAUCAAGUGAUAGUAUAGAAAAAAAACAACAUAGUAUAAAAAAUAAAGAUAAGAAUAAAGAUACUGGUAGUUCGGGGCAGUAUCACGAGAACUCAACAGCGGCAGCUAAUAAUUCCAGUGUAGGUAAAAUUUCUGUUGUGCCUACAGCUCAGCUAAUGGCUCAAAAGCCGGUUAAAAGUCACGUAGAAAAGAUUAAUUUGAUGGACCUAGUUAAUAGUUCUCUUUCUAUUACGCCGGUUAAUGAUUUUCAUAAGCCAUCUACAAAGAUAAGUGAAAAUAAAAAGGAUGUAGUUUCUAUUACUGCUUAUCCUGAAACUUCGAAUGUUCUUCCAAAUACAAAUGAAGUGCCUCAAAGUGGACAUCAUUCCGUACACAGACAGGAAGCUUCAUAUUCAUGUGCACAGUCACAGCAUUCUAAUUAUUCCGCAUCGAAUCAAGCAUCUUCACUUUCGAAAGCGGUAUCUUUAAAACACAGACUGCUACAUGAGAACACUGACGUAAAAAAUAAUAAAAGAUUAGAAGAUAAAGAUAUUGAUUUGGCCAAUAAGACUGAGAGGAAGGACAAAAGGCGGGAGCGAUGUGCAGAAAGUAAACAUAAAUCGCAUGAUGUUAAAAGAAGGAAAAAGGAUCAAAAGGUAUUAGAUAAACAGGUAGGAUAUGUUAAUGCGGAUGUAGUGCCUAUACAACAACAGCAGCAACAGCCAUCACUUACGAAAGAAGAACAGGAACAGAGACAAAAUGAAGAAACAAUUGCUGCUACUAAUUAUUUAAGUCAAAUUUUUAAUGAUGAUGCAUCAUCAAGAGGAAUAUCAGACAAACGAAAAGAUAUUGGACUUAUUUUGGAUGAUCCAAUAGGCAGCGCGGUGCAACCAACGGAGCAAGAAAAAGAUGUUCAAAUGGUGAUGAGAUCGUUAAAAGAACUGCAAGAAUUACAAGAAAUGAAGUAUUCACCAAGUAAUUCACCAAUUAGUAGUAAUAUACAAAAAUCUAACAAGUCGAACACGCAAUGUGCUAAUUACCAAGAUGAAUAUUCACGCUUAUAUUUAAAAAAAGACAUUAAACUAAAGUCUAAAGAAGAUACACAAUGGUAAUAUUAUCAAACACCACACAUGUGCACUAUAGACAUAAAUUAUGUUGAACAGAAUGAAAAUGCCAGUGAACAGAUAAUAAUUUCAUAGAGAUCUAUAGGCGGAUUUUUGAGUAGAUCUGUAUUAUUUUUGAUGAAAAACAAAUUAGUGUGAAACUAAUCAGAACUUCUUCCAUUAUUACAAGUCGCGUUAUUAUCGACGACCAAAAUCAUAUUCAACAGAUAAAUAGCGUGCCGCGAUCGCAUUGAUUGCACCAAUUUUUAAAUAUUUUAACAAACCGCCAAAUUCUGUAAAUAUAUUCAUUCGUAGGAAUUUGAAAAAGCGCGUGUACAGAGUAAGCAUAAAUUAUGGAAGUAUAUUAAUCCUAUAAACCUUUGUAUAUAAAUUGACGUCCAUUCAUUGCCGUGAAUGGGGUGGUUUAUAUAGAUACAUUUUUUUUAUUUGACGGCAUAAUUGCUUAACGAUUUUAAUUACUUGCCAACAAUUAAAGCGAUAAACCAUUACAAUAUUGUUUUAUCUAAAAAUCGAAUUACGAAGCGUUUCGAUUAAUUUUGCUUAUUGCCAGAAUAUAAAAAAUGUGGGAUAAUAAAUUUAUUUUUUCAUAAUACCUAAUAAAUAUAUAAUAAAUACAUAACCACCCUAAAUCACAAAGCGAUAAAAAUAUAUUUGAAAACGGUGUUUCUUUUGCGCACGAACGGUUAUCAUUUUGUGAGUUAAUAAAAAGGAUGAUGGAGAUGUGUAUGUAUAUUUUUCGAAAUUGAAAUCAUUGACUUCCAAUUUAAUUUGGACGUACGAGCAGAUCGUAUAAUUUGCUUGUUAAAUAUAAAAUAAAAGAUGUUAUGGUAGAAGGACAAACUACUGUUAACAUCGAUGCGCAAUUUAUAAACGCAAGAAGGAGAAAUGGAGUCAAAUGUGUUUAAUGUAUUUAAUACUGAACACUUUUAGAAGCUUUAGCUAGAACAAUUAUUAAAUUGUGUUCAAAAUUAUAAACCUGUAUAAUUGGUAUGAGAUUUAAUUAAUCCUGUUGAUUUUAAUAAUCAGAGUGUAAGAGCGAAUGUGCGUGAAAGUACUGUUUAGAAAGAGCUACAAUAUUUUUGAAACACGAAGAUGAUUAGUGAUUGUAUUAUAUACCACACCUUCUUUCCCCUCGCAUCUUACCUUUGCGAUACUUAGAGUAUGAUUAAGCGUCUUGUACAAUUCUUCAUCGAGAAUUUUCACGAAGACGACUUAAAAUAUAAGUUUUGAAUAUUUUUUACAA
Bombus pyrosoma is the source of this 4533-nucleotide messenger RNA. It is a transcript of the gene yem, whose product is annotated as ubinuclein-1. The record is from RefSeq and is a predicted model, not a curated record. Gene Ontology annotation, cellular component: nucleus. Bases 138 to 3278 code for a protein of 1046 amino acids. NCBI's taxonomy places the organism in Eukaryota, Metazoa, Arthropoda, Insecta, Hymenoptera, Apidae. The transcript has 12 exons.